UAUAUACAGUAUAUAACUGGAAUAUAUAUAUAUAUACAAACAAUGGUUUCUAGAUUUUAUCCACAAAAUUGAAAUCAAGUCAUUAAUAUAAUUAAUGAUCAAGUCAAAAUGAAAGUUCAUAUAUCAAUAAAAAUACACAUAAUAUAAAAAAAGAAAAUAUAUAUAAAUACAUAUACAGUAUAUAUACACAUCCAUCAUGAGUCUACAAUAAUUUGUUUUAUGUAAAAUCCUGAGUCAUCAAUAUUUAAGUAUUGAGUAUAAAUCAUAAAUUCUUUGAAGGUCUGACAGCAGACCGGCGACGCGACGUGAUUGGCUGCUGGCUUCUCCUCCAAAAGUUUAACCCAGGUCGACUUCUUCUUCUUCUUCUUCUUUUUUGACACCCGACGUAUCCAUGGCAACCGCCAGUGAGCAUGUGUGAAGCCGACUCGCCUGAGGGAAAAGGAAAUGAAUGGUCGUCUGGCUGGAUGGUGCAGUUGAUGUGUGUGUGUGUGUGUGUGUGUGUGUGUGUGUGUGUGUGUGUGUGUGGAGGCUCCUGACAGAUUGAAGCUCUAUCUUUAGAGACCGAUUCAUCGCUUCUCUGUGACAAAUAAAAUGAUGAUGUGUAGCGCUCAGAUAAAACCUGGAUUCACACACACUCACUCACUCACUCACUCACUCACAUGCACACACACACACACACAGUGUAGUAUUAGUACUUUCACUGUAGUAAAGGCUCUGAAUACUGCUUCUCUGAACCGGGCCUUUUAUUCCUCAGAAUUGAUCGUCGUUUCGAUCAAUAAAGAUUUACUGAAAAGGGUAAAAAAACAAUCAGACCAACAAGCUUCUUAAUUGACAGAUAAGAAGCUCGUUAGCGCUCAAUGUUGUUUUACUUCACUACAAACGUGAGAGAUUAUUAUUUUAAAAGUUUACUACAUUUUAAACAAAAAAAAUGUAUCACCUACUUUUCAUUUUUUUAAAUGUUUGGUAUCUUGUAUAUGUUUACUAUUUUGCUCACCUUUAUAAAAUAUUACAUUUUAUCUGUUAACUUAGCUGUUAAUAAUAUAUUCUACUUGUAUUGUGCAACAUUUCGCUAAACGUGACAAAUACAUCUUUUGAAUAGUUGUAUAAUUAAUAUUGUCUCUAAAAAUACACUGAAUAUUUGUAACCAGUUUAAGGAUAACUAUAUUGUUAUUGAUUUUCAGUAAACAGGAGCUUCUGACCAUCUCCAAUGUUGCUGUUGGAGACUGCCCCCCCUCUCCCCCCCGCACCGCACCCCCCACCAUGAAGUCGGCUCAUUUUUUUGACUUGAUGGACAAGAUGGAGCAGGUUCCAGAAGCUGCUGAGAUGAAGACAAUCCCUCAGAGACAGAAGGACGACUACAUUCCUUAUCCGAGGAUCGAGGAGGUGCUGGAGAGGGGGGCCCCUUACCCUCAGGUCAUCCUGCCUGAGUUUGGAGGAUACUGGAUAGAGGAUCCUGAGGCCGACCCCCCUCCUCCUCCUCCUCCUCCCACCUCCCUGGAGGAGGAGGAGGAGGAGGAGCGGGAGGGGGGAGGGAGAGAGGAGGAAGACACCGCCCCAGGGGAUUAUGGGUACCGGCUGGAGGAGAUCAGCGAGGCAGUGCGGGCUUACAGGAAGCACUUCUUGGGCAGGGAACAUCUGAACUUCUCCUGCUCAGCCAGCAGUGUUGGAAACCUUCUCCUGUCAGUGAGACAUGAGGAGGAGCCGGAUCAGGACUCUCUCCACGUCAUCAUCAGGUCUCGGGUGAAGAGCGUCUACCACAGAUUGUCUCUGACGGAGCUUCCUGACAUCCCCAGUGUCCCAGAGCUCGCUAAGCUGCUGUGUGAAGAAGCAGCAGCUCUACGUUUCUGUCCCGUCCUCUACCCAAAGGCCUCUCAGCUGAUCGUAAACUAUGACGAACACGAGGUGAACAACACCUUCAAGUUUGGAGUCGUGUUCCAGAGAUCUGGACAGGUGUCUGAGGAGGAGCUGUUCAGGAACAACGAGGAGACGCCGGCCUUCACAGAGUUCCUUGAGCUGCUGGGAGACACGGUGGAGCUGCAGGACUUCAAAGGGUUCCGGGGGGGUCUGGAUGUGUCUCACGGUCAGACGGGGUCUCAGUCCGUCUACACCGUCCACCGACAGCAGGAGGUCAUGUUCCACGUCUCCACCAAGCUGCCCUUCACAGAGGGAGACACGCAGCAGCUCCAGAGGAAACGACACAUAGGAAACGACAUCGUGGGCGUGGUGUUCCAGGAGGAGGCCACGCCUUUUGUCCCCGACAUGAUCGCCUCCAACUUCCUGCACGCCUUCAUCCUGGUGCAGGUGGAGGAGCCCUGCUCCGACAGCACCUCCUACAAGGUUGCCGUCACAGCACGAGAAGAUGUACCUCCGUUUGGCCCGCCCCUCCCAAAUCCAUCUAUUUUUAAGAAGGGUCCAGAGUUCAGAGAGUUUCUUCUCACUAAACUCAUUAACGCAGAGAUGGCCUGCUACAAGAGCGACCGCUUCGCCCGACUGGAGGAACGUACCCGGGCUGCCCUGCUGGACAGCCUCCAUGAUGAGCUGUACAGACGCUCCCAAAGCAUGCUGGGAUUGACGUCGGGCCUAGAGGAGGAGGGGCGAGCUGAGAACGGACACGCCCACGGAGGUCUGCUGGAGUCCAUCAAGAGGGCAAUUCGAGGACGGAGCGUCUCCAUGGAGACCAUGUCGAGGGGGGGGGCGGGUCUGCCCACCAGCCUGAGUGGGGGGGGUCUGGCUGAGUGUAAUGUGAAAUCUCCUGUGAAGAGACGUUCAGGACUUUUUCCUCGGCUGCUGAGUAUCGACAGUCAAACAGAGAAACACAACCAGAGGAGUCUCCUCAGUGAGCAGAGGAGCUUCGACAACUGCCACCCGACGCUGGAGGUGAGGUCAGAGCUGCCGUCCAAUCCCAGCUCUCCGGAGGCGGGGCAACGGGACAGGAUUCACAUGAAGAAGGAGAACAGUAAGGUUUCCAGAUCCACAUCCAGCAGCUGCAGCUUCAGCAUCUCUGCUGCUGACGACACUCAGCUGCUCGCCCAGGCUGUGAUGAUAGAGGGUCAUACUUCAGCUCCUCUCAUCGUGUGUCGUAGUCCUACAGAGAUGAAAAAUAAAAACUCUCCCAGGUCAAACCUCAAGUUUCGUUUUGACAAGUUGAGUCACUCUGCUGCGGUAAGUCUGUCUUUAUACGUCACACCAUGGUCUGUUUGACUCUAAAUGGACCCUAAAGCAUACCCUGCUUUAUGGUCUAUUAGAGACCUGUCAAUCACUGU
Molecule: messenger RNA, 3263 nt
Organism: Anarrhichthys ocellatus (wolf-eel)
Lineage: Eukaryota; Metazoa; Chordata; Actinopteri; Perciformes; Anarhichadidae
Product: rap1 GTPase-activating protein 2-like
Exons: 21
Coding region: 1261-3201 (646 amino acids)
Biological process (GO): regulation of small GTPase mediated signal transduction
Cellular component (GO): cytoplasm; plasma membrane
Molecular function (GO): GTPase activator activity
Source: RefSeq, a predicted model, not a curated record